Molecule: messenger RNA, 1532 nt
Organism: Emericellopsis atlantica
Lineage: Eukaryota; Fungi; Ascomycota; Sordariomycetes; Hypocreales; Bionectriaceae
Product: BAR domain-containing family protein
Exons: 5
Coding region: 191-1162 (323 amino acids)
Cellular component (GO): cytoplasm
Molecular function (GO): protein binding
Source: RefSeq, a predicted model, not a curated record
UGAACGUUAUCAGCGGCUGACCGAGACUGCUGCUGCUGCUGCUGCAUCCAACCCCUAAAGACGGACCCUCCAAGACACAGGCACAGGGUCCAUCCAACCUUCGACCUACAUCACACAAUCGAUCCCGAGCUCCUUUUGUCUCAUUUCUCAACGACAGGCGACACGCAGCUGUCCACACUCGCUCGCCAUCAUGGAUUUCAACGUCGACUUCAAGAGCUUCGGCAAGAAUCUCUCCGAUCUCGGAGCUCAGAUUACGCCUUUCGCAUCGCGUACCUUCCAGUACACCAAGGAGCAGUUGGGUCAAACCGACGAUAAGACCCAGCUGCCUCCCGACUACAUUGACCUCGAGAAGCGCGUCGAUGCCCUCAAGCAGGCUCACCAGAAGAUGCUCUCCGUGACCUCGACCUACUCGAACGAGACCUACGAUUACCCAGCCAACAUCAAGGAGACCUUCCAGGACCUGGGCCGCACCGUCAGCGAGAAGGUCCACCUGCUGUCAUCUGCGACCUCCCCUGGCGAGGCGCAGGCUGCCCUUGUCGCGCCCCCGAGCGCCAAGCCCCAGCCCAAGACCUUCAGCCAUGCCAUUGCCCGCGCCAGCUUGUCGAGCAGCCAGAUGCUGCACCAGAACCACACGGGUGCCGGCGAGGAUCCCCUGGCCACCGCGCUCGAGAAGUACGCUCUGGCCUCGGAGCGCGUUGGCGAGGCCCGCCUCGCGCAGGACUCGCAGAUCCAGAGCCGCUUCCUCGCGGGCUGGAACACCACCCUCAACACCAACUUGAACUUUGCGACCCGCGCUCGCAAGAAUGUGGAGAACUCGAGGCUGUCGCUGGAUGCUGUCAAGGCGCACGCCAAGGGCACCACCUUCAAGCUGGGGCAAGGCGCUCAGGGAGCCCAGCCCCACGAGGAGCAGGAGCUUAGCCCCGAGGCUCAGGAGGAGAUUGAGAAGGCCGAGGACGAGUUCGUCACUCAGACCGAGGAGGCCGUGGGCGUCAUGAAGAACGUCCUCGACUCCCCCGAGCCUCUUCGCAACCUCUCAGAGCUCAUCGCUGCCCAGAUCGAGUACCACAAGAAGGCUGCUGAGGUUCUCCAAGAGCUCGCUCCUGUCAUUGAGAGCUUGCAGACUGAGCAAGAAGUAGGACAUGCUGCUGCUUAUGCGCCUUGAGAAACCAGGAGCUGACUGUCACCCUAGGCCAGCUACCGCAAGAGCCGCGAGGAAGGUUCCUAAACGAGAAGAAAGCAAUGUUACCUAGGGGGAUUGCGCCGCGGCACUAAUUGGGUGGUGUCUGGUUUGCAGGCCAGCGCAAUGGUGCCGGGUCGAUUUGUUUGUCUUAAUGUAGGGUAUGUGCAGUGAGCCAAAGACCAAGAGACUCUGAAAGCCGCUUCUUUGGUGAAGUCUAGAAUCUAGAAUAUCUAUCAUCUCCAUCCGUACGUGUAAUCAACACGACCGGGUUCCUGUAUCACCAAUGUUCGCAUGGUUGAUGAAAGGUCCCCCAAAAGUGGAGUCACGUGACGCUGAAUGGGCCAAUCCCAGG